Molecule: messenger RNA, 4097 nt
Organism: Electrophorus electricus (electric eel)
Lineage: Eukaryota; Metazoa; Chordata; Actinopteri; Gymnotiformes; Gymnotidae
Gene: wipf1b
Product: WAS/WASL interacting protein family, member 1b
Biological process (GO): actin filament-based movement
Cellular component (GO): actin filament
Molecular function (GO): actin binding
Source: RefSeq, a predicted model, not a curated record
GAAAUGCAGAGGUCUCCAAUGCAAACCACACAUAACGAGGACGUUGCAUAGUCUGUUUUUGUUUUUCUAUAUAUAGGCAUUCUUUGUUCUUUUUCAUUUGAAAUAAGCUACAAAAGUGUGUCUUCUUUCUUGAUUAGUUUUAUUAGCUUUGCGUUUUUGGUCUUGUUUUCAAGCCUUAAAUAAGACUGGAUUAGAAAUGUUAUUUUUGGAAUUGAAGCUUACAUGUUCAGCGAGACAACAGCCCUAGAGACCUUCAUUUAAUGAGAUUUGAUAAGUCUGUGCCUAUAUCCUGUGAUAUGGAGGACGGGAUAUAAAGCGGUUAUUCCCAGCUGAUAGAUAUUGACAAGUCUCCACGAUCACCCGCUGCACAUCUGGAAACGUGCAGCCUGGUCCGGAUAAAGGGAAGGCGCAAGCUCGUUUCUGGUAGCGAACUUCGAAACUUCGGUUAAAAAAAACAACCAACAAACUGAAUACGUCAGCGCUUGUAAAGUCCAUAAGAGUCCCCGGUCCUCUGACAUGACACGGGAGGCUUCUCCAACUUAACAUCAGCAUUCAGCUCUCCAGCGUCAUUUGGGGGGGGGGAUUUGUGGACACGGCAGAAACAGACGAGCUGCGUUUGCUGCCGAAAGGAGUGGUCCGAAGUUGCGUGCGUGUGAGAGUGUUUUUAGCGUAGAUGCCCACGAAGCCAGAGAUGAACUGUGGCUCGUUUAUGUGCUGAGCCUCGCUGGACGCGCCGGAAAAGUUCAGCGACUGUGGUUGGAAUCCUCCUCUCACGCAGAGCAGGGAGUGGGAGAGAGGGAGGUAGAGAGAGAGAGAGAACACACCUUGAGGAGUGAAGAUGCCGGUUCCCCCACCCCCACCCCCACCCCCCACCUUGUCUCUGGCAAACACAGAGAAGCCAGUCCUAAGCAAAUCCGACCAGCACGGCAGGAAUGCUCUGCUGUCUGACAUCAGCAAGGGAGCACGACUCAAGAAGACUGUAACCAAUGACCGCAGUGCUCCCAUACUGGAGAAGCCUAAAAGUGGUGGAGGUGGCGGAGUAGGAGGCGGGUCUGGGGGAGGGGGCGGAGUAGGAGGCGGGUUUGGGGGAGGGGGCGGAGUAGGAGGCGGGUCUGGGGGACUCGGUGGGCUGUUUCAGGACAGAAUGCCGAAGCUGCGCUCCAGCAGAGACGCUUUUUCAGAAUCUGGUGGCGCGAGACCUCCCUUCCUCCCUCCUGGUGCCCGUAGUUCUGGUCCAAAGACGUUUGUGGGCGGAGCCAGCUCGGCACCGCGUCUGCCUGGACCUCGUAAUGGCCCGUCUGACCCACCGCGCCCUCGGACGAACCCUCCACGCUCGGAGACACCGGGAGCACUGCCUCCCCCUGUUCCCAGCACCCCACGUCCCCAUCAGAGUGGUCCACAAAGUAGAGGACCUCCCCCUCUGCCCAGUGGGUCCCGCCCCUACAGCUCUACGCCUGCCCCUCCUCCCCAAAACCCUCCAGGAAGACAACCCGCACCCCCACCGGUGCCGGGUGGUUUUGGACGUCCACCUUCCUGUCCCGUGGUACCCCCUCCUGUGCCUCAUUCUGCACGGCCUCCCCUUCCUCCAGCGCCUGCUCGAAUAGAUGACCGGCCCCCGCCGGUUCCCCCUGGCAACCGCCCAUCCUUGCCCCUCCCACGUGACGGCCCGCCUCCUCCCCCCCCCCUUUCGGCCAACAGCAAACCUCCUUCCUUCGUGUCAUCGCGCACGUCUGCAAGCUCCACCCCUCCCCUGCCACCAGGGCGACCAAGCAGACUCAGUGAGGAGCAUACGCCGCGUCUUCCUCAGAGGCACUUGUCACUCGCCUCCCAUGGCCCCGCCCCUCCUCCUGGCCGGUCAGGCCCUCUCCCUCCACCUCCGACUGAAAGACCGCCCCCUUUGGGUUGGAACGCAUCUGGACGAACAGGUCCGCUCCCACCUCCUCUGCCUUCUGGGCGACCGGGGAGUAGCAAUGCAAGGUCACCGGCAGCUCCGCCCCCUCCAAACAGAUUAGCAUCGGAACCUCCCCGUGGCGGCAACAGACCACCCCUCCCGCCAGACAGACCCACUUCUGGAGGACCCCCGGCUCCGCCUCCACCCAUGGGCAACGGUUACCACAGUCAUGGGCAACAUGCAGAUGAGUGGGACUUGCGCUUCAGCUUUCGUCCCGUGUCCGAUUUCCCGCCCCCUGAGCCGUACAUUCCCUGUCAGAAGACCUAUCCCAGCAAACUGGCCAGAAGUGACGGCAGAGGUUCAGGGAAAAAGGAGCGGGGUGCUCCCCCUUUACCCCCCACCCCCAGAUGAAGGGGGUGAACUGGUCGCUCAGGGAAACCACGCCUCUCCGUUCUUCUCUCUCUCCUGCUCUAAACAGUAUUCCCUGCAUGGGGCCUUCCAUGCAGCUUUUUAGACACAUUAGACUUUAUAUUGCGUAGGGUUAGGCGCCGACCCCUGUAUGACUGCAGGGUUGACCCUAACAGCCCACAAAAUGGUGUGGGUGUAGGUGUAAAAAGGGACUCCAUAGAAACAGUUUCAAUAAUGACCAAGUGCCUUCCUUUCAACUUUGCCAUAAGGUGCAUGACCUGUACCACAUCUUGGUUCCAGUCUCCUCUCCCUGUUGCAAUAUGACUGGUCUCACGGUCACGUACCCAAACACGCCUCCAUCUGCACUUACUCCGUCCCACUGUCUUUUUGUUUGCCAGAAACGUUUGCUAUUGAGCGGCUCAAGGAAGCAUCGUAUUGCCUUUUUAAAAAUAAAUAAAUAAAUGUGUGAGUCUGCAAGAUUGUUUGUUUGACUGAAAUAUGAAACGGUAUGAAUACAGCUGCUGCACAGCGUCAGUCUAGUGUCUGCCCACUUCUGGGGGCUCCUGGCUGUACCCCCACUGGUAGAUCCCGUCCGGAGACUGUGUUACCCAGGCUAAUGGACCAACAGUAUGCACUUGGUAUACUACGCUCUUCUUGGCUUUAUCCAGCGCUCCGGACCGGACUUUAAAAUCCAAGUCUUAAAACGGUCGCUGUCAUCUUUGUGACUUUUUUCAGUCCGUGGUAAAGAGGUAAUGAGGGGCAGGGGAGGAGUUUAAGUAGAUGGUUCGGGUUGGAUUAGAGAUCUGCCUUCCACCUCAACAUGUCAGUGGGCGGAGAUGUCUUUUAACGAAGGCCGUGCCCUACAAGACUGUGUGAUGAGAUUGGGCCCUUGAAGAAGAAGCAAAGAAGAUGAUGUUACCACACAGUGCCUAAAACCGGUUUUUGAAGAGAUUAUUUUAGGUGGGUCCUUUUUUAUUUUAUUUUUUUUUAUACUCGUUCAUUUCAGUAUUGAUGUGUGUUGUGUUCAGUUUUUUGCCUUAUAUUCAUAUAUAGAAUUCAUAUACUCCUACAUUAUAAACAGAGGCACUUGAAUAUUUCUUAACUAUAUAGCACCAUGGUUACCCUGCAUACCUUAGUGUAAGUCAAGCCAAAGGCUGUGCGUUGGCAUACACGAUUCAUUGCUUGUGUUUACAGGUCAGUAGCACAGAGUUAACUUUUAAUAUGACUGCAGAGAUGGGGUGAAUAAUUUGCAAGGUUUAGAUUAUGCAAGCUAGUGUGUUCUCAGCUGUAGCUAUCAGCAGUGUGAAAUGAAGCCUGUAUUGUCAUGGGGUGCCACUUUUUGUUUAAUAUCCUCGGUACAUUUGAAUUACCGUGCGGGUUCUGCAAUCUGAUCUACACGCCAUAUAUGUUAAAGCAUUUCCGUGUAUCGGUGACUUGCAUAUCGGCCGAUCUGCACAGAUCUGGGUGAAAGAUUUUACCGUAACACUUGUCGCACCAAUGGGCGUCAAGGAAGCAUGACCUGUGUGAUUAACACAGAACAGAUGCCGUUAAUGGAGUUCCACUAUGCAUUCCAUACUAUUGAAGUCAUGCCUGCUUCUAUGAUGUCAUUGUGAUGUAGGUACUUCCGAAGAUUCUGUGUCAUUGGAGCCAACGAUGGAAUCUGUUGGUUAUACUUUUUCUGCAUUUUUGUCUCUUUGAAUUUUGUGAUACUCAUUUACUUUUUAAAUACAUCUUGUACCUGAUUGUGUGGCAAAUCUGUUGGAAAUGUUUUCUAAAUAAAGCUUGUAUUUUAGAUUUA